AUGCGCGGCGCUCGGGCGGACAUGGCGGCGGCGCUAUGUGGCGGCGCGCGGGGCCGGCUGCUGUGGUGGCUGCUGGCGGCCGCGGCGCUGGCCCCGCGGCCGGCCCGGGCCCUGAUCGAGGGCCUGUACUGCGGGCGGCAGGUGUGCUACGACGUGCUGGGCGUGAGCCGGGCCGCGGGCAAGGCCGAGAUCGCCCGCGCCUACCGGCAGCUCGCCCGCCAGUACCAUCCGGACCGGCACCGCGGGGAGCCGGCCGGGCCCGGCGGGGAGACCCUGCAGACGGCGCACGAGAAGUUCCUGCUCAUCGCCACCGCCUACGAGACCCUCAAGGAUGAAGAAACACGGAAAGAUUAUGACUACAUGUUGGAUCAUCCUGAAGAGUAUUACAGCCAUUAUUAUCACUACUACAGCAGGAGAUUGGCACCUAAAGUGGAUGUCAGGAUAGUGAUUCUAGUCACUGUAUGUGCUAUCUCCGUGUUUCAGUUCUUCAGCUGGUGGAGUAGCUACAACGAGGCCAUCAACUACCUAGCUACAGUGCCAAAAUAUCGUAUACAAGCGUCUGAGAUUGCCAAGCAACAGGGCCUACUGAAUAGGGCUAAAGAAAAAGGCAAAAACAGACGGUCUAAGGAAGAAAUCCGUGAGGAAGAGGAAGAAAUAAUCAAAGACAUUAUCAAAAAUAAAAUAGAUAUAAAAGGCGGCUAUCAGAAGCCUAAAAUAUAUGAUAUCCUUCUAUUCCAAAUCCUCUUAGCUCCUUUUUACUUAUGCAAGUAUAUAGCUUGGUAUUGUUGGUGGAUUUAUUGUUUUAAUAUUAAAGGGCGAGAAUAUGGUGAGGAAGAGAAGCUGUAUAUCAUACGCAGAUACAUGAAAAUGUCACAGUCUCAGUUUGACACUCUGGAAGAUAAUCAGAGAAAGACUUUUCUGGAACGGCAACUAUGGAUAAGAGAGAACUAUGAGGUCUACAAGCAAGAACAAGAGGAAGAGCUAAAGAAGAAGAUGGCCAUGGACCCUCGAUGGAAGAGAUAUAGGCGGUGGAUGAGGAAUGAAGGACCUGGAAGAUUAACGUUUAUUGAUGACUGAAGGCUGCUGAACAAUGUGCAGUACUGAUAAACCUGACUUGCAAAAAAUUUUCGUAACUAAAUUUUCAGAGUUUUAUCUGCUGUGCCUCGGCAGUGAUCUAAAACUCAGGAAUAAUUUCAUCAGGCAGAAAAUUAGUACAAGUUUACCAUUUUUAUAAAUAAAAGUGAAUCUGUUAAACAGAGACUUAGUUCAUUGUUUAUAUUCUACUUGCUUGUGGAGCUGGAGUUCGUUUAAAAAGUGUUUCACAUGAAAUCUGUAAGAACAAAUACCAACCCAACUAUACCUUACACCCUUCCAGAAAUUUCUUGAUGAAGUCUCCUAGCUGUAUUUUUGUUUUGUCCCCUCUUUAAAACCACAAGGUUUGUACAUUUGGUUGUUAGGGAUGUGUAAACGCUCAUGUAAAAUUCUAUAUGCAGGGCAAUUUUAUGGCUCUUCAUCUAUUUUUCCUCUCUAUCCCCACCCAAAAGCUUCCAAAAUCUGAGUGAUCUUGCCAAAUAGUAUAUUUGAUGCAGACUAAUCAUAAUGGGCUUAUAUAUGCCUUUUCCCAUGCCCUGUCCAGUUGGAAGCAUAGUCUUCAUUCAUUCUGGUAACACAUGGUGCAUGAUUGUUCAGCAAUGUGACACAAACAGGCCUUAAUUUUUGUCUUUGUUCUGCAGAAUGAUACAUUAAGCAGAUUUUGCUAGAAUCUUAGGUUUGGGUUUUAAUCUUUGUACACUGAACUGUAGAUACUUGUUUGGAACAAGUGUAGCAGUAUUCUACUAAAUGUGACAUGUUACUUGCACCGUAGUAUUGGUAUAAGGGAAACUAAUCCUUUUGUUUAAAAGGGGCAACUUGAUGCCUUAUGUAAAUAAAAAAAAUUAUUAUUAUAACGCCAAUUCGUUUCAAAUUCUAAAACCAAAUUAACGUUUAUAAAUAAAAUAUUCUCUUUA
This is a messenger RNA of Malaclemys terrapin pileata, 2006 nucleotides long. RefSeq names its product DnaJ heat shock protein family (Hsp40) member C25 (gene DNAJC25). The coding region runs from base 1 to 1077 and encodes 358 amino acids. NCBI's taxonomy places the organism in Eukaryota, Metazoa, Chordata, Testudines, Emydidae. The transcript is spliced from 4 exons. Gene Ontology annotation, cellular component: endoplasmic reticulum membrane. The record is from RefSeq and is a predicted model, not a curated record. Gene Ontology annotation, biological process: protein folding.